Molecule: messenger RNA, 3269 nt
Organism: Vidua chalybeata
Lineage: Eukaryota; Metazoa; Chordata; Aves; Passeriformes; Viduidae
Gene: ATXN7L1
Product: ataxin 7 like 1
Exons: 12
Coding region: 163-2643 (826 amino acids)
Source: RefSeq, a predicted model, not a curated record
CUGAUAGGGAGCAGGGGCUGACACUACCCCCGUGUGGGCGGCGGAACGUCCCGAGGAUGACGUGCGGCGUUCUCGAAUCCCGUGUCUCGCUCGCUCGCUCGCCGCCGCCGCCGCCGAAGGAAACGGGAAAAGCAACAAGGAGGCAGGAGCAGGCGCGGCGCCAUGGCGGCCCUGGAGCGGCCCGUGCCCAGUCCCGAGGCGUUCCUGGGCCAGCCCUGGGCCGCCUGGGUGCGGGAGGCCGCCCCCCCGCACGCGCACGGCGCCGCCCCCCCGCACAGUGUAGAUCUGGAAGAGACUGGAAAGGAGGGUGGAAAGAGCAGGGAGGUUAUGAGGCUUAAUAAAGAAGAUAUGCACUUAUUUGGCCAUUAUCCAGCUCAUGAUGAUUUCUAUCUUGUAGUGUGCAAUAUCUGCAAUCAGGUAGUCAAGCCACAGGUUUUCCAGUCACACUGCGAACGAAGACACAGUUCAAUGUGUAAACCUUCCCCUUCUCCAGCUUCUCCAGCCUGUAAUUCCAGGACAUCCCUAGUACAGAUGAAACCGAAAUCCUGUAUCAGCGGCCAUAACCCUGUCAGCAGCAACUCAAAGCCAUUCAAAACGCCCAAAGACAAUCUACUUACCUCCAGUAGCAAACAGCACACAGUCUUUCCUUCAAAAGUAUCACGGGAUAAACCAUGUGUUCCUGUUCCAGUAGUCAGUCUAGAGAAAAUUCCUAACUUAGUGAAGGCAGAUGGUGCCAAUGUUAAAAUGAAUUCUGCAACCACUACCACCAUCACUUCGUCCUCAACUUCUUCAUCCACCAUACCUGCUCCAACUUUGGUUAAAUCUGGUUUGACAUCUAAGUCAGUGCCACCAUCACCAGAAAAGAUUCUGAACGGCAAAGGAAUUGUAGCUCCAUCAAUAGACAAGAAACACCAAAAUGGCACUAAAAGCAGUAACAAGCCUUACAAAAGACUUUCAGAAAGAGAAUUUGACCCAAAUAAGCACUGUGGAGUACUGGAUCCUGAAACAAAGAAACCUUGCACAAGAUCCCUCACCUGCAAGACUCAUUCACUUAAUCAUCGACGAGCAGUUCCAGGCCGUAAAAAACAGUUUGACAUCCUUCUAGCUGAACACAAAGCUCGAUCCAGGGAAAAAGAAGCCGCAAAAGACAAAGAGCAUCCGCCAUCUGCAAGGGAAAGCUAUCAGAGCCAGCCCACACCAGCACAAGACUCUCUGUCAGGAUCCUCAGUGAACUCUGGGCAAGAAUCUAAAGUAACAUCUCCUGCAAAAUCUAGACCACCAAAUUCUGUACUUCCAAGACCUUCAUCUGCAAAUAGCAUAAACAGCAACAGUUCUUCAAACCACAGUGGGUACGUACCAGAACUGCCACUGCCUUCCAUGGGAGGAGAUAUCACAAGCAGAUUGUCCAGUGAUGAAGGAGAAGCGGAUGGAGCUGAAGAAUCUGAGAAAUUAGACUGUCACUUUUCUGGACACCAUCCCAGACCUCUUGGGUUCUGUUCAUAUGGCAGUCGCUUAAUGGGAAGAGGGUACUAUGUCUUUGACAGAAGAUGGGACCAUUUUCGGUUCGCACUGAACUCCAUGGUAGAAAAACACUUGAACUCACAGAUGUGGAAGAAAAUCCCUCCUGCGGCAGACAGUCCCAUGCCUUCUCCAGCAGCACAUGUCUCCACUCCUUUUCCAGCAUCAGUCUUACAGCCCUUCAGCAACCCCAGUGCAGUGUAUAUUCCUUCAACACCUAUCAGUUCAAGAAUCACUUCUUCUUACAUAAUGACAUCAGCCAUGUUAUCAAAUGCAGCCUUUGUGACAACGGCAGAGACAAAUUCCAUUAUGUCACACACCACAGCUUUUCCUCACGUGGCUGCAAGCCUAAGCAUCAUGGACUCAACUUUUAAGGCGCCAUCAGCUGUGUCACCAGUGCCAGCAGUCAUCCCUUCCCCAUCCCACAAGCCAUCCAAAACAAAAACCAGCAAAUCCUCAAAAGUGAAAGACCUGUCAUCUCGGAGUGAUGAGUCUUCAAGUAACAAAAAGAAAAAGCCGCAGUCGUCGUCUUCAUCGUCGUCAUCCUCCUCAUUAUCUUUGCAGACAUCUUCCUCAUCUUCAUUUUCAGGGUCCCACAAAAAGAACUGUGUCCUGAACCCCAGUUCAACGUUGAACUCCUAUCAGGCGACAUCCUCCUAUAACAGUGUGUCUGUGCACAAUAAUGGAACAAGCCCACUCAGUGCCAAAUCGGAGCCCUCAGGACGGACUUCAUUGUCAAGUAGUUCAACAGACUCAGUGAAACACAUGAGCAUGGUAGUGAGCAGUAUUGACACUUCUAAUCUGUCUGUAUCUUCUCUUGUGCACCACUCAGGGGACCACUCCCUGGGAGCACAUAAUGCAGUGUCUUCUCUACCCCUUUCUUUUGACAAAUCAGAAGGAAAAAAACGUAAAAACUCUAGUUCUAGUAGCAAAGCCUGUAAAAUCACUAAAAUGCCUGGUAUGAAUAGUGUUCAUAGAAAGAGCACUGCCAACCUUAUUUCUGCGGUGCCAGAUCCUACAAGCAGCUCCAUCUCUCGGCAGAUUGGAAAAAAUAGCAGUGUAGCUUUGUCACAAUCCAGUCCUUCGAGUACAUCAAACCCAGUACACAACAGACAAUGCUUUUAGGUGCCUGAAAGUGUUAACACUUCAAGACCUCAGUAUGCGGUGGUUUUUAAAUACUGAAUAACUAGAUCAUUUUAUUAAGGGAAGGUGACAACGUGUAUGCUGUGUGAGGAUUCCUUGUGCAUGAAAACAUGCUGUGUAGAGGAAAAGAUUCUUCAGAGUUGUCGUCUAAUUGCUGCUCUUUAUUUGUAAUGAUAACCAAGUUAAAGAACAUGAAAUUCACCAAAGCUUACUAAAAUCAGACCGUCCCAAAAGGAAAUGUGCCAUUUAUUCAAAGCAGUUCCUUUUUUUAAAGGUCUAAUGUAGUCAGUAAACAGGGAGGAAAUUUAGUUCAGGGACUUGAAAUAAAUUCCUGCUUUGAGUACUGUCAGCCACAGACAUUAUUGAAGUGUUUUAUACCAAAAGACAUUGUGUGAUUUUGAACCUGGCUCUGGUUUCUCUUUUAGAAGACAUCAAACCGGACUGGUAGAAUAAGGACUCUUCCAUAACAAGGAAAAGGAACCAGCCUAUAAUCUCUAGCUCUCAGCAGCCCUACUCCACAGGGUUUUUCUUUUCUAUGUCCUGCAGAUGGAUUUAAUCUUUUAUGAAUUUAUGGUUUUAAUGAGAAUUAAAUUUACAGAAAACUGUAA